This is a messenger RNA of Brachypodium distachyon (stiff brome), 1150 nucleotides long. RefSeq names its product ferritin-1, chloroplastic. Bases 70 to 819 code for a protein of 249 amino acids. The record is from RefSeq and is a predicted model, not a curated record. The transcript is spliced from 8 exons. NCBI's taxonomy places the organism in Eukaryota, Viridiplantae, Streptophyta, Magnoliopsida, Poales, Poaceae. Gene Ontology annotation, cellular component: cytoplasm. Gene Ontology annotation, molecular function: ferric iron binding; ferrous iron binding. Gene Ontology annotation, biological process: intracellular iron ion homeostasis; iron ion transport.
CGUCCUCAUCUCCCCCAACCGCACAAACCAGGACGCUCGCCACGCGCCCCUCCGCCGCCGCUCUUCGAGAUGCUUCCUCCUAGGGUUGCGCCGCCGUCCACCCCGGCCCUAGCCCCCGCCGUCGCUGCCAAGCUGCUGCUCCCUGCCGCCGCGUCCGCGAGGACGGCGUGCUGCAGGGCGGCGGCGGCGGGGAAAGGGGGCAACAAGGAGGUGCUCAGCGGGGUCAUGUUCCAGCCCUUCGAGGAGGUCAAGGCCGGGGAGCUCUCCCUCGUGCCGCAGGGACAGGGCCAGUCCCUCGCCAGGCACAAGUUCCUCGACGACUGCGAGGCCGCGCUCAACGAGCAGAUCAACGUGGAGUACAAUGCCUCGUACGCCUACCACUCCCUCUUCGCCUACUUCGACCGCGACAACGUUGCUCUCAAGGGCUUUGCCAAGUUCUUCAAGGAAUCCAGCGACGAGGAGAGGGAGCAUGCCGAGAAGCUCAUGGAGUACCAGAACAAGCGUGGAGGGCGGGUCAGGCUCCAGUCCAUCGUGACACCCUUAACGGAGUUCGACCAUGCCGAGAAAGGCGAUGCUCUGUACGCUAUGGAGUUGGCUCUGGCUCUUGAAAAGCUGGUGAAUGAGAAGCUGCACAACCUGCACAGCGUAGCUACAAGGUGCAACGAUCCGCAGCUGACCGACUUCGUCGAGAGUGAGUUCCUUCAGGAGCAGGUUGAGGCCAUCAAGAAGAUCUCCGAGUACGUCUCGCAGCUGAGGAGAGUCGGCAAAGGACAUGGGGUGUGGCACUUUGACCAGAUGCUGCUCGAGGAGGCGGCCUGAAGGGAUCAGCCUUUGCAGGGGAAGAGGAUGUAGGUGUCAACGUAGUGGAUCAAACACGCAACCAAGCAACCGGUGGAUGUGGUUCUGAAGGUCUUUUGCAGCGGGUCUUGUCUGUAGGAUGCAUACAUAUUAUGCUGCUUUGUGUGUCUGGGAUUCGAAAUAAUAAAAAGACCUAGGGUGAGAUUGUGUUAAUGGCCGUAGGACAACAGCGUGCACGUCUUGCUGGGCACAUCUGUAGACAAGAACUUUGUGCCGCGCGACAAGUCAAGACCCCAUUUUGUACUUCCUCUGCUUUCUCGGUCCAACAAAAUAUGUCUCAAGUUUGUCAAAA